Messenger RNA from Jatropha curcas, 2262 nucleotides. It is a transcript of the gene NADK1, whose product is annotated as NAD kinase 1. Lineage: Eukaryota; Viridiplantae; Streptophyta; Magnoliopsida; Malpighiales; Euphorbiaceae. Gene Ontology annotation, molecular function: NAD+ kinase activity. The record is from RefSeq and is a predicted model, not a curated record. Gene Ontology annotation, biological process: NADP+ biosynthetic process; NAD+ metabolic process.
UUUAGCACCAAGUAAAUCUCCCCUCUCCCUUUGGACAUGACUUCAGAGUUCCAACUACUCUUCUCUCUAAUGGCAUUCUUGUGUCAUUUCCAGCAUUUCUAACGCCUUAUCAGAGCCUUAGAACCUUCUUCUCCAAUGAGCCGCUCAAUCAUGGCUCCUUGCAAGCUCAAUUCCACUGAUUCUUAUGGAAAUGGAGAUGUGAGUUUUUCUUGUUCACAGUUAAAUAAUUCACUUCCUAUCUUACAUUCUGAGAAGGCAGCACAGAAUGGAAAUGGAGAUGUGAGUUUUUCAUGUUCACAGCUAGAUAAUUCACUUUCUGAGAAGGAAGUGCAGGAGCUUCUUCAACAGACUCCUAUUCAGGGAACUGAUGAACAUCUUAUAGAGUUCUCAGAGGCACUAAGAACUGUUGCAAAGACAUUGAGACGAGUGGCUGAAGGAAAAGCUUUUGCUCAAGCUGAGGCUGCUGAAUGGAAGCGUAGAUAUGAAUUGGAGAGGGAAAGAAAUCAGCGGCUGCAGCGUAAAGAACAUUUACCCAGGGAGUGCAAUGGUGAUUGUAACAAAGAGAGGACAUUGAACUCAAAAAACCUGUUAGUUUCGAGUAAUGGCACAAAUGGACAAUCUGAAGAUUGUUGUACCAAUGGGAUUUGCUCUCAUGAAGUUCUUCAAGAUGGAGAGACUGACUCUGAUCCCAUGAUGGUUAAGAGUAGGAUUAUGAGAAAGGCUUCUUUUAAACUUUCAUGGUGCAGCAAAGGUGAAGAUAGUGAUCAGCACAAACAUGAAGUUGUAUCUUUUGCAAGAGGAAAUAUAACAACUGCAGAGCGCCACAGUAAACAGAUUUCUUUGAAGUGGGAAUCUAAACCGCAGACUGUGCUUAUCUUCACCAAACCAAAUUCAAUUUCUGUUCGAAUUUUAUGUUCAGCUAUGCUGAGAUGGUUGGAAGAAAAUAAAAAGUUAAACAUUUACGUGGAACCACGUGUGAGGGGUGAACUUCUGACAGAAUCGUCUUACUUCAACUUUGUGAAAACAUGGAAAGAUGACAAGGAAAUUUCUCUACUGCACAAAAAAGUUGAUCUUGUAGUUACUCUUGGUGGGGAUGGUACUGUUCUUUGGGCAGCAUCUAUGUUCAAAGGACCAGUUCCUCCCAUUGUUCCGUUUUCUCUAGGUUCUCUUGGCUUUAUGACACCGUUUCAUAGUGAACAUUACAGAGAUUGCCUUGAUUCAAUUCUUAGGGGUCCAAUUAAUAUAACAUUGCGACAUCGUUUACAAUGCCAUGUCAUUAGAGAUGCAGCAACAAAUGAGGUUGAAACUGACGAGCCUAUACUUGUUCUGAAUGAGGUUACGAUUGACCGUGGAAUAUCAUCCUACCUCACAAAUUUGGAAUGCUAUUGUGACAACUCCUUUGUCACAUGUGUGCAAGGUGAUGGGUUAAUUUUAUCAACAACAUCGGGUAGCACUGCUUAUUCAUUGGCAGCUGGAGGAUCGAUGGUCCAUCCACAGGUUCCAGGCAUCCUCUUUACACCAAUUUGUCCACAUUCAUUGUCUUUUCGGCCUCUGAUAUUACCUGAACAUGUAACAGUAAGGGUACAAGUUCCUUUCAACAGUAGAAGCUCUGCUUGGGUAUCAUUUGAUGGCAAGGACAGGAAACAGUUAGCAGCCGGCGAUGCACUUGUGUGCAGCAUGGCGCCUUGGCCUGUGCCUACAGCAUGCCAAGUUGAUUCCACCAAUGACUUCUUGCGCAGCAUUCACGAGGGCCUUCACUGGAACCUUAGAAAGACCCAAUCUUUCGAUGGCCCUGUGAUAAAUAAUAAUAUUUAGUUUAAUUUUUCAAGCAAAUCUAGCUAGUAUGCAUUAUAGAAGCGGAAAUACAUAAGAGUUUGAAAUUUAGCAAAAUUAGUCAACAAUUAUCUGCAGAUGAUGAUGAAAUCUGUUAGCAAGCCUUUGCAGAUUUACAAGAGGUUCAGUCCUGGCUGAAAGAGAAGGACGCUUGGAGAUGAAGGAGACCAACUUCAAGCUGAAUCUGACAGUUGAUGCUGCUGUGUGUGGUGCUGCCAUGUUCUUAGUGAUUCCUAAUUGUUUCUUUUUAAUAUUAAUUUCCUUAUUAAGUGUAAGAGGUGUUUCUCUCCAUGUGUAUUUAAGUAGAGCAAGCCAGUAAUAAAACUGUAUGAUUAAAAUCCCAAAUUUUUUUUUGUACUUGAAGCUCAAGAGUUGCAGAUUCUCUCCAAGUCCUUCAAUAUAGGUAGAAGGAAGAAAUAUCACAUCUAA